GACGUACUUAUGAUCGGUGUCGUCACGUAUGUAUUAGACGGAAGAAAAGUUACGGAGAUGUCUACACAGGUGUUUUCGCGAUUUUUCAGACAACUUGGGGGAUCUUCUUGGGUUCAGGCCUUACCCAAGAACGGACGAACCAGACUGAGCAGUAGCUUCACAGAGGACUUCAGCCCUUCUGUGUGGGAUACCAAAGUCUUGUCCGGACUGGUCCGUGCCAAAACAUCGCUACCCUACAGUCUGAAAAAGAAGACCACAUGACGCUGGAUCCGAAAUGGCUCCUAAGAUGAAAGAGGGUUAACAAACGUCAAAGACCUCUAUGGUCAGCACCAGCUUUGACUCACUAGACAUUGUCCAGCGUUAUGACGUCAUGUGCUCGGCCAUCAAGCCACGCCCCCUCGCUUUCAUCAGCACCUGUUCCACGGGAGGCUGUAACAACCUGGCGCCGGUAGCCUUCUUCAUGCCGGUCACCAGCGAACCGGCCAGUCUCGCCUUCUCUAUGACGUGGAGGCGGGACGGAAGUGAAAAGGACACUCUGGUAAAUAUCCGAUCCACCGGACACUUUGUCGUCAACCACACGACCCUCCCUAUCAUAGCCAAGGUGUUCGUAGCGUCCCAGGAGUUCGGCCCCGAUGUGGACGAGUUUGAAGAAGCGGGCCUGACGCCCGUCCCGUCCGUGUGCGGACCCGCCCCGCACGUGCUGGAGUCGCCCGUCUCUCUGGAGUGCAGACUGCUCCACACGCUUCCUGUGGGGGAGAAAAGGCACGGAGGGACGACCGUUGUUAUUGGGCAGGUUGUUCACAUGCACGUAUCUGAAAGCUGUAUUGACGGCAAUGGCAUCCGCGGAGAGACGCUGCAGUCAGUAUCCCGAGUGGAGGGGACCCGCUUCGCAGCCGGAGAGAGGAAGUUCGACAUCGUCAGCGAGAACGUGUGGGGCAAGGGAAAAUGGUAGUGGUGGCGUCGAGAUUUGUGUGAUGACUCGGUGAUUCGCUGAAACAAUCUUAUGUUUUGCUCUCUCUACUUCCCAAACAAAAUAAUAUAGUGGCGUCGUCAAAG
Molecule: messenger RNA, 1056 nt
Organism: Branchiostoma floridae (Florida lancelet)
Lineage: Eukaryota; Metazoa; Chordata; Leptocardii; Amphioxiformes; Branchiostomatidae
Exons: 7
Coding region: 320-952 (210 amino acids)
Molecular function (GO): FMN binding
Source: RefSeq, a predicted model, not a curated record